UGAGAUUCUGAAAGAGAAAAAGCGAAAAAAAAAACCUCAUUUUUUGGCUUGCCCAGGUGACCCUAGCAGGCUGGAGUAUGUGGUUGCCUUCCUGAAGCAGCAGCAGCAGCAUGGGUUAUCUUCAGGCACAGCUGGAGCUCUUGUUGAAGCCUCUGCUUAAGUACAUAGCAAGGAUUGCACUUCUGCAGGGUGCAAGGUCGUUAGACUCUUUACUGCUUUUAAAAAAAGCAAAAGAAGGGGUCUUACUACCGUCUUACUGCUAUGCGAGGUAUUUGCUGGCGAAUGGAGUGAAGGACUACAUCAAAAUUUACAGCUACUAUCUUGGUAAUGGUGUCUGAAUCGCCAAAGCUUGCUUUAUACAAGUCUUGAAUUUGCCAAAGUAAUUACGUGUGAUAUAUGAAUCCGUUCAGCCGUGAAGAUGUAUAGAAGCCACCAAAGUAAUUUCGUGUGAUAUAUGAAUCCGUUCAGCUGUGAAGAUGUAUAGAAGCCACAAGGGAAGGAUGAGCACUAUCAGGGCAUACAAUACUCACAUUGGCACUUUUCUGCUUAGCUCUGUACGUGAUCACAGUCAGGUUUGUCCAGGUCUGGCCAUAAUUGCAGCCAGAUGCAUUUUGGAAAGUGCUAGUGUGAAAACUAUCAGACAAUCCUUCAGGUGCAGAUUUAAAAAGGAGACAGAAAGGAAAUGAGCCUCGGCCACGGUAAAAUUGCCAGUCCUUUUUUCUGAGGAAAAUGCCCUUGGAGAUCAAACGUGCGAAGGUAAAAAUAUUAAAUGCCUUUGAAGAUUCUAGAGUUUGGAUUUCCAGCCUUGUGAGAUGUGAAGGCCCUUGACAUUUGGCUUGGCAUUGCAGCUCGCCACCGAUAGAACAAAGCAAUAGUCAAAAU
Molecule: messenger RNA, 882 nt
Organism: Chara braunii
Lineage: Eukaryota; Viridiplantae; Streptophyta; Charophyceae; Charales; Characeae
Source: the annotation of a GenBank genome assembly